AUGUCCCAAGGCUACGAUACCGUUUCUAGCAAUGGGGAGCGUACUUUCCGCGGCAUCCCCCUUGCAGCCCUCCAAGGCAACACCGCUUGCCUCAAGUGGACCACAGACGACCGCGUCAAGUUUGACGCCCACCUAGCCCGCCACCGCGUCAGCAAAGCCAACACCUCAUACAUGUUAGACGAGCUCUGUACUGCUAUCGGUGCAGGCGGCAUCGACUCGCUCUGCCUCCGCAACAUACAGCGCCGCAUCCGCGACACGCUUAUCCAGCGCCUCGACAAGUUCGAGCGGGACGGCACUGUCCGCUUUGUCGUCGAUCCACGCACUGGCGGCAUCAAUGCCAUCUGGCCGCGGUGGACGCAGGAGUGGGCCGAGGAAUCCUGGGAUGGGUGUGUCGAGUCGCCCUGGGCCUGGACGUGGAAGUUCGAGGAGACGGGCCGUCCGUAUGAGGAGAUUGAUGAGGAUGAGUUCCUUGGGGUUGGCAUCGACGACGACGACAACGGGCACAAUGGAGACGAUGGGAACGACAGGGACGACGACCGCGGUAGGUAUCGUGACGGGAAUGCUCGCCGGGAUGUCCGGCUAGGCCGCUCGGCGAGUCCCCUUGCCGUGCGCAUCGCAGGGGGUGGCCGCAGGUCGCCAAUCCGGCGUAUGCCAUUGAGCGCAGACGGUCGUGCCUGCUCCCCCUAUGUGGGCACCGCAAGGAUUAUCGACCACCAAGGUGACCAGACAAUUCGCGCCUCUGCUCCCCCAGAUAUGAAUACCCGGUCAGGCGGCGACCUCAGUGCGGCAGGAACCCCGAUUGCUGCCAACUCGAUCGCCGACCCUGGUCUCCACCCCGAUCCUCCUCUUCUGCACAAUGGGGAGGCAGCAGAAACAGCCGCGCCGUCCCCCCUGGAAGUGAUGCGUGCUAUACGCGACCGGCUCAGCUUAGAGCGCCAUGCCCGCCAGCGCGAGCAUUCCCACGUCGUGGACCUGCGGACCCCAUCGCCGCAGCGGGACACGGCGCGCGACGCCGACCCGCACCGCAACCACGCAUACUUGGAGGGCCAGCCGUAUGACAUCGAUGACCCAGAGGCGCACAGCGCGUGGCUGGCGUCGCAUGCUUGGGGCUAUGGUGCUGUGACGCAGGCGGUUGUGCAUGCGGCUGCGAGGGACUUGUUUGAGAUGCAAGGGUAUGGUCGUGUGGGGCGGAGGGAGGAGGUAAAGAGGUGGUGGAAUGCGGCGGGGUUGGAGGAGCUGAGGAUGGAGAGGGCGUUGGAGGAGAUGGGAGGGGUUGAUGGGGAAUUCUUGGGGGCGUUCCUGAGGGCAGCUCGGUUGGAUGCUGAGGAGUUGGAUUGGUAG
Messenger RNA from Phialemonium atrogriseum, 1341 nucleotides. RefSeq lists its product as uncharacterized. Bases 1 to 1341 code for a protein of 446 amino acids. The record is from RefSeq and is a predicted model, not a curated record. The transcript has 2 exons. Lineage: Eukaryota; Fungi; Ascomycota; Sordariomycetes; Cephalothecales; Cephalothecaceae.